AUGAUGAUUCUUCUUAUUGUUUCAUUACUUAGUGCUGUUGCCUAUUCUUCUAGCUCUGAUGCUUCAUGUCCUUCAGCCUAUUGUUCUUCAUGUAAUAGUCAAGGAUGUACUGAAUGUAUUGAUAAUUAUGUUUUAAUUGAAGGACAAUGCGUAUAUGCUAGAACUGCCAUUAGUCAUUGUUAUAAAGCCAAAAACAAUAAAUGCGAAAAAUGCUUUGAUGGAUAUUAUCUCAAAAAUCAACAAUGUAUUGCUAAAGAUAAAAAUUGUGAUGAAUAUGAAAAUGGAAUGUGUGAAGAAUGUGAAGAUGGAUAUACUCUUGUUAAUGGUGUAUGUACUGCUUGUUCAAUUAAGGGAUGUGAAAAGUGUACACGUGGAGUUGACACAUGUGAUGAGUGCGAAGAUGGUUAUAAAUGGAAUGGAAAUGCUUGUAUUCAACCAGUUCCAAAUUGUGAUGAUUUUGAUGAUGGAGAAUGUACUGAAUGUAUUGAUGGAUAUAUGCUUAAUGGACAAACUUGUGAAAAAAUUCCUAUAAAUAAUUGUAGAAAGUAUAAAAACGGAGUUUGUGUCAAAUGCUUUGGACCUUAUAAGCCAGUUAAUGGAACUUGUACUGAGGCUGUUGCUCAAGUAAUUGAACACUGUAUAGAGUAUGAUGACGAUGAAUUUGAAUGUGAAGAAUGUGAAAUUGGAUAUACAGUUGAUAAGUCUGAAACUAAAUGUAUUCAAUGUGACCCAUCUUGUAAGACUUGUGAAGAUUAUGCAAAUAAAUGUGAGACAUGUAAUGAAGGUUAUUAUAUACAAGAUAAUUCAUGUGUUAGAUGUAGUAUUCAGUCUGAUGUUUGUGGAGAUUAUAAAAAUGAAGAUCAAUGCUAUUCAUGUAAUAAUAAAUGUAAUUGGUAUAAUGGUGCUUGUGUUGAAUCUCAUUGUACUAAAAUGGAUGAAGAUGAGGAUGAGUGUGAACAAUGUGAAGAUGGUUAUUAUUUAGAAAAAGAUAGAAAGAUAUGCAUUAAAGGUGAUGGAUGUUUAGAAAAGAAGGGAGAUAAAUGUGUUAAAUGUUCACAAGAUUUCUUUAUAACUUCAGACUUCAAAUGUUUAAGAUGUGAUGCUGCUUGUAAAACAUGUUCAGAUAGUGCAUCAAGUUGUCACUCAUGUUUUGAUAAAAGUUCUGGUAUAAGUAAAGUGACAUGCACUAAAUGUUUUGACCCUCAUUGUUUAGAGUGUGAUGAAAAUCCAGUGAUUUGUACAAAAUGUACUGGUAAUUAUACUGUUAAUGAAAUUGGACAAUGCCAAAUGGGUUGUUUCAAAGAAGAUGUAGAAAAUAAAUGCACAAUGUGUUCCGAUAGACAAAAUGAAAUGAAUAUUUAUUAUCCUCCAACUGAUGAAGGAAUUUGUAUGAGUUAUUCAAAAAUGCCAAAUACUCCAUCAUCAACUGAAGAUUCUUCCAUUUCCGUUUUCUUUACUUUUAUUGGAAUUACAGUCUUCUUAUUAUUCUAA
Messenger RNA from Entamoeba nuttalli P19, 1491 nucleotides. Its product is annotated as Gal/GalNAc lectin Igl2, putative. The coding region runs from base 1 to 1491 and encodes 496 amino acids. The record is from RefSeq and is a predicted model, not a curated record. The transcript has a single exon. Lineage: Eukaryota; Evosea; Mastigamoebida; Endamoebidae.